Molecule: messenger RNA, 1803 nt
Organism: Panicum virgatum (switchgrass)
Lineage: Eukaryota; Viridiplantae; Streptophyta; Magnoliopsida; Poales; Poaceae
Exons: 2
Coding region: 407-1546 (379 amino acids)
Biological process (GO): chloroplast organization; regulation of DNA-templated transcription
Cellular component (GO): chloroplast
Molecular function (GO): double-stranded DNA binding
Source: RefSeq, a predicted model, not a curated record
UGGACGGGGUCGAUGGGCGAUCAUGAAGGCCCAUGGCCUAGAUCAGUGGCUCACAUUGCACUUGGUGGGUGCGCUGGUCUACCAUCUCCCCAAGUGGGAGAGUGGACGUCAUAAUUUGUGCGAGAGGGGGUACGCGUUCGCGCGGCCCCUGCCAAUUGUAAGAAAUUAAAUUUUGGUCCUUCGGCAGCAUUAUUAUCAUCUAGUAGGUCGUUCUGUAGAAAUCGUGGAUUUGAAUCGUUCCUGGGCCUGAAGCUUUCGCGGCCCAAUAAUUUUUACUUUUCGGCCUCCGUAGGUUGUUUUUCUGUUACCGGCGAGGUCUUGCGGCGCGUCGCUCUUCCACUGAGCCAUCUCCUAUCCGAUUACAUUCGCCGGGUCAUCUCGAGGCCGUCACGCCGGUGUUGCUGCGAUGCUCCUCCUCCCGAGGAAUCCAGUCCUCACCGCCCCGGCGCUGCCAUCCUCCCCCUCCCCCUCGCUCUCUCCAUCCCGCCUCCGCCCCUCCCCUGCACCGACUCACGCCACAUCUGCUUCCCCCGCCGCAUCAGCUGGCGCUUUCUCGGUGGAGGACUACCUCGUGAGCAGGUGCAAUCUCUACCCCAACGUUGCCGCCCGCGUGGCGCCGGAGCUCUCGGCCAUCAGGUCGCCCUCCAAGCCCGACGCCGUGCUGGCCUUCCUCGCCUCCGCGCUGGAGUUCUCCACUCCGCUCAUCGCCUGCAGCGUGCUGAGGACGCUCGCGCCGCGCGCGGACGAGCUCCGCGCGCUCGGGUUCACCACGUUCCAGAUGGGUCUCCUCGUCGCGCGCUGCGGCGCGGCCGUGUUCCGCUCACGCGAGCUCAUCUCGACGGUCCAGUUCUGGCUCCCGUAUCUCCGUGGCCGCGUCGACAAGCUCGUCGCCGCGCUCAAGGGCAACCCGGGCCUUCUCAGCGCGGACCUCCGGACGGUCAGGUCCACCAUCGCGCUGCUCCUGGAGGAGGGCACCCUCUCCGACGAUGACGUCGGCUGGUUUGCCAUAUCCUACUGCUCCAAGCUGCUCAUCGCGAGCCCGGAAGAGGUCGACGACGUCCUGGCACGCGCCGACGAGUUCGGCGUGCCGCGCAAGACGCGGGCGUUCAAGGACGCCAUCAUCGCGGCGUUCAGCGCGAAGCCGGAGCGGCUCGCCUGGAAAGCCGCAUUCUUCAGGGACGAGCUCGGGUGGACGGAGGCGCAGGUGAAGACGGCGGCGGCGAAGAUGCCGACGCUGCUGACGGUCUCCGCGGAGCGGCUGCGGAGGAACUGGGAGUUCCUGACCACGGAGGUUGGCAUGGACGCGGAGCGUGUCGCCAACUUCCCGGCGCUGCUCAGGUACGACCUGGAAGGGCGGCUUGUGCCGCGGUUCCAGGUGAUGAGGGUCCUGCAGGCGCGGCGGCUGUGGCGCGGCAGGGAUUUCAACAACAUCGCCGCCAUCACGGAGGAGGAUUUCGUGGCCAAGUUCAUCAGGCCGUUCCUGGUCAAAGUCCCAAACUUGGCCAAAGUUUACGAGGCCGCCAUUGUCAAGAAGGAAGCACAGUAGCUGGCCAAAGUUUACAAGAUGCUCGACAAUUGAAGAGCUCCUAGUUCCUGUAGAUUUUCGCAAGAUUGUGCGGCGAGUGCAUGUAGAGUACAAUUCGUAUGAAACAUUUCAAAUGCAGGCUUUUAUGUAAAGAGUAGAUAGUAGCAUGAAACUGCUGAUCCGUGUAAACUGACGAGCAACUCUUGGACAAUGGCAGUGCUAUUGGAAUUUUUUUUUGAGGGGGUAUUGCUAUUGGAAUUGGUGUAGUACAGUUGUUA